This is a messenger RNA of Sorex fumeus (smoky shrew), 4832 nucleotides long. It is a transcript of the gene ELL2, whose product is annotated as elongation factor for RNA polymerase II 2. Gene Ontology annotation, biological process: snRNA transcription by RNA polymerase II; transcription elongation by RNA polymerase II; positive regulation of transcription elongation by RNA polymerase II. Bases 19 to 2058 code for a protein of 679 amino acids. Gene Ontology annotation, cellular component: transcription elongation factor complex. Gene Ontology annotation, molecular function: cis-regulatory region sequence-specific DNA binding. The record is from RefSeq and is a predicted model, not a curated record. The transcript has 12 exons. Lineage: Eukaryota; Metazoa; Chordata; Mammalia; Eulipotyphla; Soricidae.
UCUGGCUGCGCGCAGUAUAUGACAGCGCGUCCGCCGCGGGAUGGCCGUAGCGGCGGCGGCGGCGGCAGGAGCCCGAGCAGCCGCGGCCGCAGAGGAGGCCGGAGCCCGAUCGGCGGCGGCGGCGGCACCCCGGGGCGCGUAAGAUGGCGGCGGGGGGGGCCGGCGGGCCUGCGGGAGGAGCAGCGCUACGGGCUGUCGUGCGGGCGCCCGGGCCAGGACCGCGUCACGGUGCUGCACGUGAAGCUGACCGAGACGGCGAUCCGGGCGCUCGAGACCUACCAGCGGCACCAGAAUUUAACUCCUUUUCGACCUUCGAUUCAGUUCCAAGGGCUCCAAGGGCUUGUCAAGAUACCCAAAAAUGAUCCCUCCAAUGAAGUGCACACCUUUAAUUUCUACUUGUCAAAUGUGGGUAAAGACAACCCUCAAGGCAGCUUUGACUGUAUCCAGCAAACGUUCUCUAGCUCUGGAGCAUCUCAGCUUAAUUGCCUGGGAUUUAUACAAGAUAAAAUUACAGUAUGUGCAACAAAUGACUCAUAUCAGGUGACACGAGAAAGAAUGACCCAGGCAGAAGAGGAAUCCCGAAACCGAAGCGCAAAAGUUAUCAAACAUGGUGGACCGUAUGUAGGGAAGAGAGUGCAGAUUCGCAAGGCACCGCAAGCUGUUUCGGAUGCGGUUCCUGAGAGGAAGAGGUCGACCCCCAUGAACCCUGCAAAUACUAUUCGAAAGACACACAGCAGCAAUAGUGUUUCCCAGAGGCCCUACAGGGACAGGGUGAUCCACUUACUGGCACUGAAGGCCUACAAGAAACCGGAGUUACUGGCACGACUGCAGAAAGAUGGUGUCAAUCAAAAAGACAAGAACUCCCUAGGAGCAAUCCUGCAACAGGUAGCCAAUCUGAACCCUAAGGACCUCUCCUAUACGUUAAAGGAUUAUGUGUUCAAAGAGCUUCAGAGAGACUGGCCAGGAUACAGUGACUUGGACAGACGUGCAUUAGAGUCAGCUCUCUCUAGAAAACUAAAUCCAUCUCAGAAUGCUGCCAGCACCAGCCGCUCCGAGUCUCCUGUAUGUUCCAGUAGAGACACUGCGUCUUCUCCUCAGAAACGGCCCGUAGAUUCAGAUUUCAUCGAUCCUUUGAUGAGUAAAAAAGCUCGGAUAUCUCACCUGACAAAUAGAGUGCCGCCAACUCUGAAUCCCACCAGUGAGAAGCUGGGUGCGGGUCUGCCGCCGCCCCCAGUAGCCGCUGCUAUCCCCAGCCCCCCGCCGCUGCCUUGUACCCACCUGCCCGUCUCCAACCCUCCCCAGACUGUCGACUCCAACUCCAAUUCCCCCAGCACUCCAGAAGGCCGGGGGACUCAAGACCUGCCCGUUGACAGUUUCAGUCAAAAUGGUAGCAUCUAUGAGGACCAGCAAGACAAAUAUACCUCUAGGACUUCUCUGGACACCUCAGCCCCCAGCUCGGAUCUCCUCAAGUGUCCAAAGCCUACGGAAGAAAACCAUUCGUCGUCUCACAAAAAGUCCAAAAAGAAGUCUAAAAAACACAAGGAGAAGGACCAAAUCAAAAAGCACGGCAUUGAGAUGAUGGAGGAAACGGAAGAGGAUCCCGAAAGAGAAGAGGAAGUUGCCAAGCUCAGCGAUGCCAGUCCAGACUCCAGUGAAGGAGUUAAAGACGACCUCACUGCCGCCACAGAAGCUUCUUCAACCAUUGAACUCCCAGAUUACUUGAUAAAAUACAUCGCCAUCGUCUCCUAUGAGCAAAGGCAGAAUUACAAGGAUGACUUCAACGCAGAGUACGAUGAGUACCGGGCGCUGCACGCCAGAAUGGAGACGGUGGCCAGGAGAUUCAUCAAGCUGGACGCGCAGCGGAAGCGCCUGUCUCCUGGUUCCAAAGAGUAUCAGAACAUCCAUGAAGAAGUUUUACAGGAGUAUCAGAAGAUCAGGCAGUCGAGUCCCAAUUACCAUGAAGAAAAAUACAGAUGCGAGUAUCUUCAUAACAAGCUGGCUCACAUCAAGAGACUCAUAGGAGAAUUUGACCAGCAGCAAGCGGAGACUCGACACUAGAGCCCAGAAGAUGUGAAUGAACUUAUGCUUAUUUAUUUAGAAUUCCAAAUGAGUUGCUCUAAGAUUCUAAAAAGUGAAACUUUGCCUGUUAAAAGUUUCAGUAUUAGUGAACUUGAGUUACUUUCUUUUUCUUUUUUCCAUUUUACUUUGCUUCCUUGUAUUUUUGAAGCUGCUUUUUCUGGUCCUUCCCAUCCUCUCCUCCCCACACCCAACUUGUGUUUGUCUAUAGAAAUCAUUUCUCUUUAGAUAUUGGGGAUCCAGUGUCUAGAGUUCAGAUCACCUUUUUUUCUUUAAAAACUGUGUUUGUCAUAAAGUGAUUUUUUUUAAGAUGUUGGGGAUCCAAUGUCCACACUUCAAAGUCAAUGUGUGUUUAAAAAAAAAACAAAACAAAAAAAAACCAGUAACGUGCAAGGUGAAAUGCUUUUGGAUAAACAUAAGCCUUUUUCUGACCUUUCUUAAUGCGAACUCUUUGCCUUAAAUGGUAGAAUAUUUAGAAAUUUGCACAAAAUACAAAAAAAAAAUGAAAACAUUGUUUUGGAGGGUUAAAAAAUAGAAAUGUGUGUGUGCUUGUGUGUGGAGGCCACGCACCAGAAUCUCUACAGCCUGACUUGAUCUCGGAUGGUGAGUCCAGCCUGCAGGUUAACCCCCCACUGCAAUGGUUGCCUUAAGGUGUUUGCUAGUCAUGUACAUAGUGUGGUUGAUCAUUAGUGACACUGCUUCCCACUCGAUUCUGGCAGUGGGCACACACCGUGGCCCCGACCUGUGUGUGUGUGGAGGCGGUGUUGGUGUGAGUGUGUGUGACGGAAAACAAGCUGCUACUCUCAGUAGGCCAAACGCUCAGGUUAAACAACUGACGAGUGUUACUGUAGGUUGUGUUGUUGUUGUUGUCAAUUGUCUCUGUCCAAUCGCUACUUCUAUUGUGGAAGACAAAAAGCAUUUCCAUUUCAACAGUUUGUCAACUUUAUUCAUGUUGGGUGAAACUGAUGUUCUGAAAAAUGAAACAGAUCUAUAGUUUUGGGGCAAAAUUAUAAAAUUAAACGUGUAGGUUAACCUAUUUAUAUACUGCUAUAAAGUAUUUUUUGAAGAGAGAUAUGCAAAGAAGCUAUUACCUACAUUAAAUGUAUAUUUAAAGAUUUUUUUUUUUCAUCCUGGGUGCCAGGACUGUAAGAAAAGAACGGAUAUAUUUAACAAUAACAUACUGUGAUUCAUCAAACAGCACAAACUUUUCAUUUCCUGGAGUUUAUCUGUUGAUGUUGAUUUCAACUAUCACUUGUUUUAUCAUGUGGGAACAUAAGUUAUGUGGUCACAAUUGUGCAGAUUUUGAGCUGAUGUUGAUUCAAGUUGUGUUGUCUCACCGUGUUGUUUUUUCCCAAAGUGCUGCCAACUAAAAAGGGAAGCAUUAUGUUUACAAAUCUGUUCUGAAAUGUUUGCCAAAAUUUUGGUAGUAUCUUUAAUAAAGAUGUUUGUCUCCAGCAUCCAAAAAUAAAUAAAUACCUUUAUUGUGUAUCACUAUAAACCAGAAAACGUGGGUAUGUAGAGAACAGAAAGAACACAUAGAUGAACCUUUUUAAAUUUGGAGUUCUAAAAUAAUGACUGGAAAGAUAAAAUCAUGGUAAAAAUAUACGGAAGUAUAUAAGCUGCACAAAGACAGAAACUAAACCCUGUGUACUAUAAUGCUCUAACAUUACUGUGGAAAUUUAAUUUCUUUGUAGCUUGGCCCUCCGAGGGAAUUUUAUUUCUUAACAGCAUUUUGAGAUCCCUGGUACUCUUCCUUUACCUCUAAAUUGGUACAAUCAUUGCUAAAUCUUCAUUGAUUUCGUACUUGCAGUUGAAAAAAAUACACUUCAGAAAGGAAACUUCAUUUGGGAUAGGUUAGGGAGCACCUUUACCAUGAUACAAUCUCCCAAAGGAUUUCUCUGUCUGUCUUGGCCUUCUUGUCAAAGAUUCCGCACUGCUCUUUGCUGUGAGCAUUGUUUCUCCAAAGCAUGGUGCUUGGACGUUGCUUCAUACAGAUUAGACACACAGGGUCUGUUCCUAUAUCUCUUCAUUUUCUGGAAUAUCCUCUAGGUGACUUGCAGCGCAGCUAAGUGCAAGAACAAGUACAAGUACUAAAUCUUGAAUUUUCUAAACCUCAAAAUCAAACUGAAGUUCAGCUAUAGGCCUUUUCUUUCCUCUUCUUUUCUCUUCUUGUUAAACCCAUCUCUGCCAGCACAUACAAUUUAUCUGUCCCCACUAUGUGACAUGAGGCUCCCUCCCACUCAGCACACUGCCAACUCUUCUUUCAAAACUUAUUUACAAGCAAACCUUCCAGUUGACCAUUAGUCUUUGGGGGUCCUACCCACAUGCAUCAGCACAUCUUCUUGUUUACAAAUCGGGUAAUAAUGGAAGCCGGAGAUGCUUAUGAGAAUUCAGCGUUGCACGCCCAUGGACAUGAGCACCUACCUAGAAAAGCCUUAACUUAGCUGUUUGCUGUGUGUAUCAAACAGAGCCUUGCAAACACUACCGAUCAGUUACACGUAUGAAAUUCCUGAUCUCUGAAUCUGCUAUUACCCAAGGCUAUAUCCCUUUUGAAGAUGGGCAUGAGUCUCUUAAAUAUUUAUAAUUAUUCUUUAUCUCCUACUGGAAGAUUUUUAGAUUCUCUGAAAUGUUUGCUUCAGGAAUGAACAGCCACAUAAGUUUCGUUUACUCUUGUGGAUAAUUUAGUUUAGUUCUUUGUUUUGUUUUUGAGAGUGGAAAAUAGUAUUGUCAAGAUGAAAUCAUGAGCUGUGUCCUUU